Messenger RNA from Nicotiana tabacum (common tobacco), 1268 nucleotides. The record is from RefSeq and is a predicted model, not a curated record. Lineage: Eukaryota; Viridiplantae; Streptophyta; Magnoliopsida; Solanales; Solanaceae.
AGAAAAACACACAAGAGCUGCGCAGCAAAAAUACACGAGACCCACCCCCCUGACCUUAUCUUCUCCGCAGACCCCACCCCCCCGACUGUGUCUUCUCCAAACGACCACCCCUGAACUUCAUCUCCUUCACCUCUCAAUCACCAAACCAAUAGCUGCCGAGCUCCAUCACCACCACGACCACACACACACACACACGAUACUCCUUCACGCACAUCUCACUUUAUCCAACCAACAACUAGAACUAUUUCUGGAAAUCAAGUCAGAUCUGAAACUCAAACAGAGCUUUUUUAAAAGAAAAAAACAAAAGACAAAAACAGAGACAAAAGGAGGAUUUGAAAGCUGUCCGAACUUCCACUCUUCUACUUAAGCUUUCUGAAAUUCGAGUGGCAUUUGAGUUGUAGAAGUGUUGUUCGAUCGCUGAAUCGACUGCUAUUGUUUCGUUGAGGUUUCUGGUCGUUCUGUCCGUGUUUAGCUUCGUCGGCCUGAGUUUCACGGGCAGGAGGUUCUUUGAAAAAUUGAAAGUAAUUCAGGUUUUCUGUCUCAGCUAACGAGUCUGGUCAAGACUGGCAAAACACACAGGAAAUGGCAAGAAAUAUGGGUCAUCUCUUGAGAUCGAUGAUUGAGCUUCCAGUAUCCAAAGUUGGUUUUACAAAGAACUCAGCUGGUCGACUCAUUUGCUCUUCAACUCAAGGAGCGCAAAUCAAACAGGAUCGUCCUGGAGAGCACGAUCCUCGUACCUCAGAUGAGAAGGAGAAGGUUGAUAACAAAAAUGAAGGGAGUACUGAAGUUGAGGGCGAGAAUGAUGAAGGGGGCAGUGAUCACAUUAAUAAAAAGACUGGUGAGAUUGGAGGCCCUAAAGGUCCUGAGCCCACCCGCUAUGGCGAUUGGGAGCGUGGUGGUCGCUGCUCUGAUUUCUGAUUUUCUUUCAGCUUUUGAUUCAACUUCCAUCUCAUAGGUGAUGAUUUACCCGUUGCAUAUGUGGGAGACGAAUAAAUAAUAACGUGAGUGACAGUCAAAACAGUCGUGUUAGUUUCGAAGUUUUCUUUUUCUGAUGAUAGGGUUGUUCCUCUGAUGCUUGAAUGUUGCACUCAUUGAAUAAGAGCAGUCUGAUAGUAUAGGUGAUAAGUCUUGUUAUUAGGAAGUUCUCUUUAUGAUUAUGGGAAUGCCUGGCUGAUGCCGCAAUAUUGCAGUGUAUCAAUUAACGAUAGCAGCGUUUAGAGGAUUGUAUGAUUUGAAGUUUUCUGAUAUUUGGGACCUAUUUAUGUCUC